CGAGCCUUCUUGUAGGCCGGAUAGGGUGCAUGAAGAUGCCGCUUCAACCGAUCAGUGGUGAGUAAGCAUCUAAUCGCAUGAAGAUUACUAGGUAUACAUUUUAUCCAGGAAGAUCACCCGCCUAGCCAAUGUAAUCUAUUCGAGAACCGCACAUCAUCUACAUGUUUCCCGGUUCUUGGCACUCUGUAACCCUACCUGCAGAAUGACGAUCGAUGUUUGAGUGUGAUUGUCAAAAGUAUAAAUAAGUCAUAUUCGCCAUUGAUGAUACCAUUUAGGGCUUGGACAACGCAAUCGAUACUUUGACAGUCUAACUGCCUGGAACUGCUAGACACCGACAGUCGGCGACAGGCCAGUGGAGUUGAGCGAGUACCUAAUUGGUGAUCGCGAAUUCGUUACCAUGGGGCAGGGACCCUCGCUUCCAGGCCCUCCGGGGACGAAGUUUCGUGUCAUUGGGGCUGGAAUGUCGCGUACUGGAACCAAAACUCUCAACGAAGCUCUCACCAUUCUCCUUGACGGGCCUGUCCACGAUUCCGGGAUCCAGUCUCUCGGGGGCCCAGUCGAUCAGAUGAAGGCUUGGCUCGAUAUAAUGGAGCUUGCCCCGAAAGCGCGGUCGUUCUCGGAUCAGAAAAAGCUUGAUUGGCUUAUUUCCGAUGUACUUGACGGCUAUGUUGCAACCAUGGACUGCCCCGCUGCGACGCUUACCCCUGAAAUUAUGCGAGUCUACCCUGAUGCCAUCGUAAUAGCAACGACUAGAGACCAGGCAGCUUGGUGGAAAAGCAUGAACUAUCUAAACAGUCUUAUGGGGACGUGGUAUCUCCCACUUGUAGUCCUGUGGCUACACAAGACCCAAGUGUACGGAAUGUGGCGCGAACGGUUCCAUCAGAUAAUGCUGUGGCGUUACAACCAGGAAAAGAUCGAGGAGGAUACCCUUCGCAGGCACGAGGAGCAUCUAAGGCAAGUCGUGCCUCCAGAAAAGCUAUUUUUCUACGAAGUCAGCCAAGGGUGGGAACCAUUAUGCAGGAUUCUGAACCUUCCUAUACCUGAUCGCCCGUUCCCGCAUAAUAAUAGCAAAGGCGAUGCAGCGCAGACUUUCCGUGAUCACAUAACAGCAGGCUUGCUGUCAUGGAUAUUCAUGCUUAUGGUACUAAGCAUGGUCAUUUGGUUUGUAAGGAACUGGAUUGAUCAGACUAUCUCAUGAUGGACAAGGUAGAUUGGAAGAUGGUGGUGAGCGACAAGGUGUUCUAACUCGGUAAGACUAAAUAUCCAUAAUCCAUAUUCUAGACAAAUAAUUUCAUAGAUUACCUAAGUAUAUUCAUACCCUUUAUAUUAUUACUUGAUAUCCCAGGAGAAAUUGAACCGGAUGCGAGAUCAUCAGUUCCACCACGACUGUCCUACCUAUAUUGCGCAGGCGACAGCAUUGCAUUCUCAUAAGAC
Annulohypoxylon truncatum is the source of this 1434-nucleotide messenger RNA. RefSeq lists its product as uncharacterized. The record is from RefSeq and is a predicted model, not a curated record. The coding region runs from base 398 to 1198 and encodes 266 amino acids. Lineage: Eukaryota; Fungi; Ascomycota; Sordariomycetes; Xylariales; Hypoxylaceae. The transcript is spliced from 2 exons.